This is a messenger RNA of Corythoichthys intestinalis (scribbled pipefish), 5115 nucleotides long. RefSeq names its product EYA transcriptional coactivator and phosphatase 4 (gene eya4). Gene Ontology annotation, molecular function: protein tyrosine phosphatase activity. The record is from RefSeq and is a predicted model, not a curated record. The coding region runs from base 318 to 2330 and encodes 670 amino acids. The transcript is spliced from 19 exons. Gene Ontology annotation, cellular component: nucleus. Lineage: Eukaryota; Metazoa; Chordata; Actinopteri; Syngnathiformes; Syngnathidae. Gene Ontology annotation, biological process: positive regulation of DNA repair; negative regulation of extrinsic apoptotic signaling pathway in absence of ligand; multicellular organism development.
GGCUCUAAUGGCUCGGAAGAAACCCUCUGCUCCUCCACCAACUUGGACUUGUCGGCUCCCGGCGAAGUUGUUUGGUGCUGUCGUCGCUGUCAGCUCACUUGUUUCUCACUGUUAGACUUUUGUCAGCUUGUUGUAGCAAUUUUUUUUGGGAGGCUGGCUAAAGUUCCGAGCGGCGAUGUUGUAAACGAGUGGCAGCUCGCGAGUGGCAUGGAGAGCGCCGCACGUCAUUAGGAUGAGCGCCACAAGCAAGUAAACCGGACCUGGGACCAGACUAUUUGCUGGCACAACGCAGUUGAAGGUUUGAAGGCCGCGAAGCCAUGGAGGCCUCACAGGACCUCAACCAGCAAAUAGUGAAGAAAUCAAACAGUGACUCUCAUGUUCCAGAACCUUCCGACAACAGUUGCAGGUCUAUGGAAAUGCAGGACCUAGCCAGUCCUCAUAAUCGCGUGGGCGGCGGUGGCGAUUCCAAACUGGACAAGAACAACCUGGAAAGCCCGUCCACGGUCACCGCUAAUGGAACGGGAGGUGAGAACAUGACAGUUCUAAACACGGCGGAAUGGCUGCUGGGCUGUAGCAGCCCGCCUCCGCCGCCGACCUCCAAGGACUAUGUGAAGACAGAGCCCAUGAACAACAACGAUGCAGUGACCACGACAGGCGACGCCGUAUUGGACUCGUACGCCGGCUCAGUCAUUACUAGCAGUGGAUACAGUCCUCGCUCGGCGCACCAGUACUCUCCUCCCCUCUACCCGUCAAAGCCGUACCCUCACAUCCUAUCCACGCCGCCCGCCCCGUCCAUGCCGGCGUACGCGGGCCAGCCGCAGUUCGGCGGCAUGCAGCAGUCCGCCGUCUACACGUACUCGCAAACGGGGCAGGCUUACGGACUUUCCGGCUACGACCUGGGCGUGAUGCUGCCGGGCAUCAAAACGGAAAGCGGCCUAGCCCAGAGUCAGUCUCCUCUCCAGACGGGCCUCAGCUAUAGCCCGGGAUUCACUACGCCUCAACCCGGACAGACGGCCUACUCGCCCUAUCAGAUGCCAGGUUCAAGUUUCACCCCUUCCUCAGGCCUCUACGCCACCAACAAUUCUGUGUCCAGUCCCGCCAACUACACCGCAACACAGCAGGAAUAUCCCUCGUAUACAAGCUUUGGCCAAAAUCAGUACGCGCAGUAUUAUUCCGCCUCUACGUACGGGACGUAUAUGACGCCCGGCGGCGUGGAUGGCAGCGGCGCUACCGUCGCCGCCUACCAGCUUCAAGACCCCACGCCGGCCAUGACGGGACAGGCGGCAGAGCUUCACCCAGGGGACUUUGAGACGGUGCAGCGGCCCUCCACUCCCAUCAAGGACCUGGACGAGCGAGCGUGCCGGAGCGGUGGCGGCACAAAGUCGCGGGGACGGAGUAGGAAGAACAAUCCCUCACCGCCACCUGACAGCGAUCUAGAGAGGGUUUUCGUGUGGGAUCUGGACGAGACCAUCAUCGUCUUCCAUUCUCUGCUCACAGGUUCCUACGCACAGAAAUACGGAAAGGACCCGCCCAUGGCAGUCACGUUAGGGCUGAGGAUGGAGGAGAUGAUCUUCAACUUGGCUGAUUCGCAUUUGUUCUUCAACGAUUUGGAGGAGUGCGAUCAGGUACAUAUUGAUGACGUAUCGUCCGACGACAACGGGCAGGACUUAAGUACUUACAGUUUUGCAACUGAUGGCUUCCAUGCAGCUGCGACCAGCGCCAACCUGUGCCUGGCCACGGGCGUCCGCGGCGGCGUCGACUGGAUGAGGAAGCUGGCUUUCCGCUACAGGCGCGUCAAAGAGUUGUAUAGCACGUACAAAAACAAUGUGGGGGGUAAGACGGACGCCUAUCCGAGGGGCGCUUGGCAAAACGGACGUCGGCAUUACCGGCGCGUGACGCGUGCUCUCGUAGGUCUGCUGGGUCCCGCCAAACGAGACGCCUGGUUGCAGCUGCGAGCCGAAGUGGAAGCGCUGACAGACUCCUGGUUGACGCACGCGCUCAAGUCGCUGUCCAUCAUCAGCUCCAGGAGUAACUGCGUCAACGUGCUGGUGACCACCACGCAGCUCAUACCGGCGCUGGCAAAAAUUCUCCUGUACAGUCUGGGGUCGGUGUUCCCCAUCGAGAACAUCUACAGUGCGACAAAAAUAGGCAAAGAGAGCUGUUUUGAGCGUAUAGUGUCCCGCUUUGGCACUAACAUUACAUAUGUUGUGAUUGGCGAUGGCAAGGAUGAGGAGCAUGCGGCCGGCCAGCACAACAUGCCCUUCUGGAGAAUAUCCAGCCACUCUGACCUGCUGGCGUUACAUCAAGCACUGGAGUUCGAGUACCUGUAAAGGAUCCGCGAGGGACGUUUUUUAAAACUAUUUAAGAACAAACUAUACACUGCAAUUUUUUUUUUUUUCCAACGCCUGGAUUUACAAACUGAAUGGUCUUAAAAGCAACAAUGGAGGACCGCGAGUCCGGACUGAAGCUGGGUUUUUUUCCUGUACAGGCAGCACGUUAACACACCAGCUCAUUUUCAAUCUGUUCUGGGUCGUCUCACCUUUGUAAAUUAUUUGCAAUAAAAAUGAAGGGUGGGUGGUGUGUCGAUUUUUUUUUUUUUGUGGGGUGCGGUGAAUGGGGGUGUUGAGGAUGUGCAUCAUGUGUUGUGCCUUAAUGUGUUUUCAUGUCAGUUCUUUUCAUAAGUGUAAAUAUUAAAAGAGGAUCAAAUCUGGAGUGAUUUUUGAUUGGGAAGUACUACAUAUGAGUCCAUUGAGAAGGGUGUGGAAAGUUUAACUUACUUGGGAAAAAAAGUCUCCUUAUAAUCUAUUACAUAUUUAAAGGGAAAAUUCAGUAUCCUGAAAAAAUUCGGGAAGAAAAUAGUCCAAAAAUUAGCAAUGUUAGCUUCUCAAAAAAAUUAAGUCUGGAAAAAUAACCAAACAAUUCAUGUAGAGCAGGGGUCGGAAACCUAUGGCUCACGAGCCAGAUCUGCCUCUUUUGACAGCUGCAUCUGGCUAGCAGACAAAUCUUUAUUUAAAAAAAAAAAAAAAAAGUUUAGUUAUACUCCUUUGCGCAUUUCACGAACGGUCACCGGUCAUAUGCUAGUGUUGUGCAGUAAUGAGCAGACAUAACUUUCGCAGCGUAUGUUAACUUUUUUAUUGCUCCGACAACACUCGCGCACUAGAUAUCAAAUACCAACCAAGAUGCGCUACGUUAGAUCCCCCCCAAGUCCGAUGCCGUUGGCUGCAUGUGCCCAGGGUGAUGGGACACGUAGUUCAUAUACUUCUACAACUGGCAACUAGAAAGCCUGUUCACAGUAAUUUUAGUGAGAAAGUGGAAAACCUGUUGUCUAUUAAUCGCAACGCAGAUGAGGCAGAGACACUGUUCAAGUGGGGUUGCCGUAUUUUGCUGUCGAAAAUAGCGGCCGAUGCGCAAAUGUGCGUCAGAUCAAGAAGUAAACCUCGUUUUCUGUUUCGUUAUCCACGUUGUAAGCUAAUUUUAGAAACCCUUUUGAGAAGAUGGCUAAAAGAAAAAAAAAAGACUAGGAGUAUCAUACUUUUCAGCAGGAAUGGACAGAGGAAUUUGCCUUUGUGGAGUUUUUGACGACUUUGCAGAUACAGUUUAAAAUUAAAUGGAUAAAAGGCAUGCCUCUGUCGGCAAGAACUGUUCACGAUCGUAACAUGUCACGUCAAAUUGAGGCAACACAAGUGAAGGACAUAAAUUUGGCAGUUUUCGCUCUCGCUGUGGAUGACUCAACAGACGUAAGCAACUUAUCCCAGUUCAGCGUGAUUGCAAGGUUUUGACUAUGAAAGGGACAAGAGGAAAGGAUGUUCACGGUAAUUUUAGGGGGGAAAGUGGAAAACGUGUAUCAAUCGCAUAGGGAACGCAGAUGAGGCAGACUCUGUUCAAGUGGGGUUGCCGUAUUUUGCUGUCGAAAAUUGAGGCCGAUGCGCGAAUAUGCGCGAGAUCAUGAAGUAAACCUCGUUUUCAGUUUCGUUAUCCACGUAAGCUAAUUUUAGAAACCCUUUUGAGAAGAUGGCUAAAAAAAAAAAAAAAGACGAGUAUUGUGCUUUUCAGCAGGAAUGGACAGAGGAAUUUGCCUUUGUGGAGUGUUUUUGACGACUUUGCAGAUAAAAAGUUUACAAUUAAACAGGUAAAAGUAGGGCUGUCAAAAUUAUCGUGCUAACGGGCGGUAAUUAAUUUUUUAAAUUAAUCACGUUAAAAUAUUUCACGCAUUUAACGCACAUGGCCCACUCAAAUAGAUUAAAAUGACAGUACAGUGUAAUACCAGCUUGUUACUUGUUUUUGGUGUUUGGCGCCCUCUGCUGGCGCUUGGGUCCAACUGAUUUUAUGGGUUAGUACCAUGAGUGAGCAUGGUGUAAUUGUUGACAUCAACAAUGGUGAGCUACUAGUUUAUUUUUUGAUUGAAAAUUUUAAUAAAACGAAAACAUUAAGAGGGGUUUUAAUUUCUAUAACUUGUACUAACAUUUAUCUUUUAAAAACUACAAGCCUUUUUAUCCAUGGAUCACUUUAAGAGAAUGUUAAUAAUGUUAAUGCCAUCUUGAUUUAUUGUUAUGAUAAACAGUACUUAUGUACCGUAUGUUGAAUGUAUAUAUCCGUUUCGUCUUAUCUUUCCAUCCCAACAAUAUUUUACAGAAAAAUGGCACAUUUUAUAGAUGGUUUGAAUUGCGAUUAAUUAUGAUUAAUUUUUAAGUUGUAAUUAACUCGAUUAAAAAUUUUAAUCGUUUGACUGCCCUAGAUAAAAGACAUGCCUCUGUCGGCAAGAACUAUUCACGAUCAUACCAUCAUGUCACAUCAAAUUGAGGCAACGCAGGUGAAGGACAUAAUUUUGGCAGUUUUUUUCUCGCUUUGGAUGACUAAACAGACGUAAGCAAUUUAUCCCAGUUCAGCGUGAUUGCAAGGUUUUGACUAUGAAAGGGACAACAAGCGUGAAUGAUUUAUUCAAGUCCUUCACAGAGUCCACCAAAGAAAAAAAUCUACCGAUGGAUACUUAUUUCGGUGUGCACUGAUAGCACUCCAUGCGUGGUGGGGGAAAACAGGAUUCGUGCCGCUUCAUGAACAUGGAGAGACGCAUCCCAAGUUUCUACGCCUGCGUGAAGCUUAACCUCACCAAGUAUC